Trichoderma aggressivum f. europaeum is the source of this 1455-nucleotide messenger RNA. RefSeq lists its product as uncharacterized. Bases 1 to 1455 code for a protein of 484 amino acids. Gene Ontology annotation, molecular function: flavin adenine dinucleotide binding; N,N-dimethylaniline monooxygenase activity; NADP binding. The record is from RefSeq and is a predicted model, not a curated record. The transcript has 3 exons. NCBI's taxonomy places the organism in Eukaryota, Fungi, Ascomycota, Sordariomycetes, Hypocreales, Hypocreaceae.
AUGACGGGCAGUGUUCCAGUGCGACGGGUAGCCGUCAUUGGCGCUGGGCCAGCAGGUGCUAUUGCUAUUGAUGCCCUUGCCCAGGAAAAGGCAUUCGAUAUCAUUCGUGUGUUUGAACGCCGAGAGCGUGCUGGAGGAUGCUGGAUAGAUGAUGCAUCGCGGCCUCCUACGCUUUCCAACUUCACUGCGUUGGCAAGCCGUACGGCAGAUAGUCCAUUGGCUAUUCCAAAGGCCCUCCCGGCCCAAACACAGAUAUCAAGCCAGCCUCGUUUUUCGGAGUCAUCAGUCUAUCCAUAUCUUGAAACUAAUAUUGACCAUCUGCCCAUGGAAUUUAGUCAAGAGCCAAUUCCAGAAGAGCGCAGUGAGCUCUCAAUAUCCAACCACGGGCCAGACACUCCGUUUAGAAAGUGGGAUGUUAUCCAAAGAUAUGUUCAAAGUCUUGUUGAUAGAAGAGGCUAUCGUGAUUUCGUUUCCUACAACACCACCGUGGAGAAGGUAGAAAAGAUUGGUACCGAGUGGAAAGUUGUAUUGCGCAAAAGUGGACAGCGCAGCGAUUACUGGUGGGUAGAAUGGUUUGAUGCCGUCCUUGUCGCGAGCGGGCAUUUCUGGGUACCCUAUAUUCCUCCGAUCGAAGGAUUGGAGGCAUUCGAGAAGGCUAGGCCGGGGAGUGUAAUCCACAGUAAACACUUUCGCGGCCGAGAGCCAUUUACAGGCAAGCGCGUCGUCGUCGUCGGAGCAUCCGUCUCUGGAGCUGAUAUCGCCUUCGAUCUUGUCAAUACGGCACAAACCCCAGUACACGCCAUCACAAUUGGACACACCAUCAAUGGAUAUUUUGGAGGAGAGGCUUUUAACCAUCCCAAAAUAAGGAACCAUCCAUCCAUUGCCCGAGUGGAAGGCAGAACUAUCCAUUUGGUAGAUGGUAACUCGAUUGCCAAUGUCGAUUACAUCGUAUUCAGCACAGGCUACAGCUGGUCUAUGCCUUUCCUCCCCAAUGUUCCGAUCCGCAAUAAUCGGGUGCCAGAUCUAUACCAGCAUGUUGUUUGGCAAAAUGACCCAACCUUGCUUUUCGUCGGAGCCGUCGCAGCGGGUUUGACAUUUAAAGUAUUUGAAUGGCAAGCGGUUCUGGCAGCACGACUUCUCGCAGGACGAGCUGCGCUGCCACCAGUUGAGGAGAUGCGAAGAUGGGAAACUGAGAGGAUCAAAGUGCGCGGAGAUGGUGUCAAAUUCACACUGAUAUUUCCUGAUUUCGAAGAUUAUUUCGAAACACUGAGAGAGUUGGCUGGAGAAGGAGAGGCGGGGAAAGGACGCAAACUUCCAAAGUUUCAGAGAGAAUGGGUACGAGCCUUUCUCGAUGGGCAUGAACGACGAAAGGCCAUGUGGAAACGACUAAAUGAAAAGGCACAAAAUGAAUUGAGUGCUACCAAAGAAGUCAACUUCGAGAAAGCGCGGCUCUAA